ACUGCCGGUGAGGAUGGAGCUGAAGAUGUGGCAAGAGCUGUGGGUGAGGAAGAAGCCACAGGUGAGGCUGGAGGCCCGGGAGUCCCAGGUGAGGCAGGAGCCCCAAGUGAGGAAGAAGCCGCAGGUGAGGACAAAGCUGAGCGUGAGGAGGGAGCUGAGGGCGAGGCAGGAGCUGAAGAGGAAGCAGGAGCGUCAGAUGAAGAGGGAGCCGCAGGGGACACGGGAGUUGCAGGCGUGGCAGGAUCUGUGAGCAUGGCAGGAGCUGCAGCCGAGGCGGAGGCUCCAGGUGACGAAGGAGCUGCAGGUGUGGCAAGAGCCAUCAACGAGGCAGCAGCCCGGAGCCAGCACUGGCGGCAGACCUGGCAGCCUCUGCUCGAUGCUAUGGCCUACCGGGUACUGAGAAGGUUUUCUGGGGUGGAAGAGCCGGGCUGUGGAGAAGAGUCUUUUGAGAGCUGGCUGCACCAUGCCAACGACACGCUGUACCUGUGGUGCCUCAUGUCAGAGAGGGAGAGGAGGAGGAGACUGGUGGAGAGCUUGGGUGGCCCCGCGCUGGAUCUCAUGUGCGGCCUCCUGGAGGAAAAUCCCGACACCCCUGCGCAGGACUGCCUGGCCGCGCUGGCCUGUGAAGAUGCUGCCCGGACCCAUGAAGAUUGCCUCCCAGCCAAUGAGGUCACCACUGAGGGCACCCCUGUCACUGCAGAAGAAAGCAAGCCUUCCCCACCCGAGGAAGAUACCACCCUGGCUGCCCUUUCCAAGCAAGACACAGCCGACGCUGCCCCGGCACGUGAAGUGGCCGAUGGGGCAGUUCCUGUCACAGUCGACCCUGGAGAGGCUGCUCCUGACCCCCAUGAUGCUGCCCAGGCCGCCUGGGCUCGUGAAGAUGCUGCCCAGGCCGCCCUGACCUGUGAAGACACCGCUGACGCUGCCCCGGCCCGUGAAGAGGCCGAUGAGGCAGCUCCUGACACCCAUGAUGCUGCCGUGGCAGCCCCUGCCCCUGAGGAGACC
Molecule: messenger RNA, 1005 nt
Organism: Equus quagga
Lineage: Eukaryota; Metazoa; Chordata; Mammalia; Perissodactyla; Equidae
Product: paraneoplastic antigen Ma6E-like
Exons: 1
Source: RefSeq, a predicted model, not a curated record